Molecule: messenger RNA, 2793 nt
Organism: Marchantia polymorpha subsp. ruderalis
Lineage: Eukaryota; Viridiplantae; Streptophyta; Marchantiopsida; Marchantiales; Marchantiaceae
Source: the annotation of a GenBank genome assembly
UGCUGGCACUCUCCGGCCGCAGCAGCUCUCUCGCCCGAUCGAUCAGUCGGUCUCCUCGAGCAUUCGAGUGCAUGCGUAGGGUUCGAUCUCGAUCUUGUAGACAUUCGAACUCGAUCCGAUUCAGUGAUGGAUCCUCCCUUCCUCCCUCCCUCCCUCCCUCCCUGCCUCCCUCCCAUGGAACGGCAGCAUUGGAAGCUCUGGUGCAUUGCAUGCACAGCUUUCGGAUUCAUUUCGGACCUGCUGCUGCUGCCUCGUGGCCUCUCAGCUAAAUAUUUGAUCGCUGCUCUCUAUGACGAUGAUCGCGACGAGGAGGAGGAGGAGGAGAAGCGUGUUGUGAUCGAGUUCGUUGCAGAAAAUCCACUCGACGCUUGAGCUCCAGAGAGAGAGAGAGGGAGGGAGGGAUUGUAAUUCUUGACGUGGAGGAAAAUUGAGGGAGGGAGGGAGGGAGCAUGAGAAAUCGGAAAUGCUCGGACAUGGAGGGAGGGAGACGAGACGGCCAAGGUGCGGAUGAAAGAGGCGCAGGGCAGGGCAGGACAGUGCCAGGGCCAGCGGCGAAUCAUGCGAUCAUCGAUUGUAACUGCCGCGCCUCUAAUUGUACUCGCUCCAUCCUCUGUCGUACCUUCCUUCCUCCCUCUGCCUCGCGCUUCAUCCACAUCUCUCAUCGCGGCGAGCAUUUGCGCGCCAGCUCGCCGUGGUCGCCGCUGCAACAAGAGCCAGCCUCAAGAGCAAGCAAGCGUCGGGUGGAUUCCGAUGUCGACAUCUCGACCAUCGUGCAGCAGACUUCGGCAGGCAGGCAGGCAAGGAAAGCAGAGAUGGAGCGAGGGAGCGAGGGAGCGAGGGAGCGAGUGGUGUUGAUUUCUGUGCGGGAUGUGCACGAGCGCCUCGAAGCGCGUAUCGUGGCGAUCGUGCCCGGGACGGUGAAUGAAUGAAUGAAUGAAUGAAUGAAGCACGAAGCGUCUCGAUCGUGGUUUGCUAUGGAGCGACAUCGAGAGCUGCAAUUCGAGCGCGAGAGAGACGAAUUGGACGGAGCAUCGAUCCAUGGGGGGCCGAAUUCAAUCACGUGCACCCGUGGGUGUCCGAUGGAGUGACGAGAAUCACUCGGCCGAGGACUUACGAAGCGGAGCGCCUCGGACUUCGAGACUCGAUGGUGCAAUCCGUCCCCGCCCUCGGUGCAGUCGCAGGUGUUGUUCGCUCCGUAGAGCCGAUCGAUCGAUCGAUCGAUCGCUCGCUCGAUGGCUCGACAUCCCGACACUCGCUCCGAGGCCUUGCCCGUACUCAUAAAUGGGGGCACCCCGCGCGUGAUUCGACCCACCGCCUCCGAGUCGCCGCUACAGAAGGUGCCCAUGAAGACUGAUCGAGCUCCGAUCGGAUCCCGACGUGAUCGAGUAACGCCCGAUCGAGAUCGAGAUCGCCAGCAUCGAGGCACUCGUUGUACCUUCGACGCUAUUCUGCCCUCCAUGACAUUUGCCACUGCAGCGAAUUCAGUGCAAAUGGCAAAUCUUCCUUUCUUUCCAUGUUAGCGACCGGAUCCUCAUUCGAAUGAAUGAAUCGAAUGAAUUCACUGACAGCACGGGGACCUGAUCGACCUUCUUCUUCGUAAUCUUCUUCAUCUUCACUCCAAUCGCUCCAUGAGGCUCUCUUUCAGUCGGAGAUGACAUGAUCGAGCGAUUUAUUGUAAUUUAAUGGACACGCAAAGAUCCGAUCGUCGUGUAUCGUGACAGCAAGUGAAAUGGACCGCAAAUUCUCUGACUUCGAAGGCUCGAGGGCUUGUCGAUACGCUCACUCGCCGCUGCACCAUAAAUUACAUCUGACAGAAAGCUUGAAGUCCGCAUGCUCUUCGAACAAAGAAACGUCGAGUCCAAAGAAUAGGACGGGAUACAAACGACAGAAGGCAAACACUCCUCUGCCACUCCGUGCCAUGAUGGUGAGAAUUCCAAACGAGAGAACUCAGAUGCACAUCGUCCCCAGGCGCAGUUCUCGAGGCCAGUCCCCAGGACAGAAUGAACUUUUCGGGCGACAUCAUGCACCACAUUCGCACUCUCUGUGGAAAAACAUGACAAUUGCUCGUCUUCUUAUGACUCGCUGCUCAAGCCUAUUUAGCUCAAUCUGUCCAUGGUUCAGAGCAUGUUCCAGCCUCAAUACAUUAGCUGCUCUGCGCCAUCUCCUGCUCUGGAGGGCCGGCCAGUCAAGUCACACACAGGGAGCUGAGCACAGGGAGCUGAGCUCACCUGACACAGAACCAUACGACUGGGAGAAAGCCGUGCUACUGGAGUCUCUGUAAACAACCGAGUUCCACUCGGGGAGGCUAUGGAACUUAUCUUCAGCCGGUAGAUAGAAGAGGUGAAAACUCCGUUUUAGCUUUCAAGUGGCUUCAAAUCUUCGACCAAUCUUCAUAACCGGAGAACAAGCUGCGUGCGUGGUGAGCAGUUGGGUACUCCAGUCUGAUACGUAAGUUUAGAGUACACCAAUUGCAGUAGAAUGCAUCACUGACACUGACAGCGACACAUUCAGGAAAGCAGCGUUUUCAAACCGUCUGGCUGGUGUGAUCACGAGCACCACUGGGUCAGGUGAACUACUGCGUGAUCAGACUCGGAGCAGGUCACGUGGAGGGACUAUGAAGAAACAAAGUUCACUCACACGUGUUCCGAUCGAGCUCAUCGGAAUUUGGGCACUAAAUGACAUCGACUUGCAUGUUCGCUUAAGACAGCAAGUUUGUGUUGCUCAAAUGUUGCUCAAACUUUUUGGAGGUUCUUACACGAUGGAGGAAGUUGGAGGAAAAUUAACCAGGCCUAC